Messenger RNA from Dicrocoelium dendriticum, 312 nucleotides. The record is from the annotation of a GenBank genome assembly. Lineage: Eukaryota; Metazoa; Platyhelminthes; Trematoda; Plagiorchiida; Dicrocoeliidae.
AUGACCAGGCAGGUCAUCCCCUUGCGAAAGGCGCUUCAAUUCCGUAACGAUAUGGACAAGUAUUUCGACAGACCAUCUGCAACCUCCAGACCAGCCCUAGGAGAGGCACUCUCCUCCCCCAUCGGUGAUUUGAACGUUUCCACGGCCACCUUGGAAGAGGCACCCUCAUCUUCGUCCGGCAGUAUUAGAUUAACCAACUCACAGAACUACCCCUCCGGGUCAGGAUCACGCCAAAGACCCUCCAGGAAUGGACGGAACUGUUCCUCAUCGGAGAACUGCAAGAGUUUUGACUCGAGGGCCACUUCGUACUGA